Molecule: messenger RNA, 469 nt
Organism: Adineta steineri
Lineage: Eukaryota; Metazoa; Rotifera; Eurotatoria; Adinetida; Adinetidae
Source: the annotation of a GenBank genome assembly
AUGCUUCAUACAGCACGCGAAGCUUCAAUGAAAAAUCAUUCUCGCUACUGUCGGUAUUUUCUUUUAAUAUUGAUGAUAUUAAAUAAAAAUCUCGUUACAUCGGAAUCGAAUACUGAAUGUCGAUUUGAUGAACAAGAUGAUAAUAUCUUUUGGAUUGGUGAAACAAUUACCGGUUUUGUUGAUUUUGUUAACAAAGAUAAUACAGAUUUAAAAUUAGCACGUAUUGAUGGUGAAUUAAUUGGUGAAGUUGUUGCUCUAGUGAGAGUAGAAACCGAAUCCGAUGAGGUGGAAAAGGAAGAGGAAGUAAAAGAAAUAAUAUUCAAUCAAAAAAUUCUCUUUCAUCCACGUGAUACAAAAGGUUCGUUUUCUGUACGACGUGGUAAACAAAGUUGGCCAUUUCGUUUUCAACUUACUGAAGAUUUACCACCAUCGUUUGAACAAAAGAAAAUUGACAUAGUCAAAAUUCAUU